AUGAAGUACAGUCUAAUUAUUCUUCUUAUUGCCACAACUCUUGCUGCCAUCCCUACCAAAGUGACCAAUUGUAUGGCUGAUCCCAAGGUCGUCUUCACAAGUGCCUCAUUUAGCGUACAACCAGCCAAAGGAGUUGAUGAGACCAUGACUCUUUAUGGAAGUGCCAAUCAACAUGCAGAAUUGUCAAAUGUCUUACUCAAAGCCAAAUGGAAUGGAGUUGAAGCAUUCGAAGACAAUUACCCAGAAGAUGAAGUUUAUGAUAAGGGAGACCCUGUCACUUAUUCUCUUACUUAAAACUUCCCUACCUAUACUCCAUCGGUAAAAUUGAUUUAAAUAGCAUUAGGGCAAAAUCGUAUGCUAAUUCUGGUUUUAAAAUGCCAAAGGAGCCAAUUUCGCUUGUGCAGAAAUUUCAUUCCUUGUUUGA
Molecule: messenger RNA, 424 nt
Organism: Paramecium octaurelia
Lineage: Eukaryota; Ciliophora; Oligohymenophorea; Peniculida; Parameciidae
Source: the annotation of a GenBank genome assembly